Molecule: messenger RNA, 1928 nt
Organism: Paramisgurnus dabryanus
Lineage: Eukaryota; Metazoa; Chordata; Actinopteri; Cypriniformes; Cobitidae
Gene: asphd1
Product: aspartate beta-hydroxylase domain containing 1
Cellular component (GO): membrane
Source: RefSeq, a predicted model, not a curated record
GAACAAACCAAUAGACGGCGCUCUGCAUAGGAGCUGUCCAGCAUCCCGGUGCUGAAACUUGCGCUGUGCCCCGCGGCUAACGGCGAGAGAGGGAGACAAACACUUAAAAUAAACCAUAAACAAACCACUUUAAUGCGUCAGUACAUGGACGAAGGUAACCUAAACAAAAACAUGUUCGGUCGUAAAGAAGGAGGAGUCGUUCUUUCAUCCUUACGGAAGCAGUGAAUGCGGAAUUCACAGUGUUUUCAGAGCUGCAGACCGAGAAUAAGAUCAACAGAAUAGACUUGGUCAGAGCGAAGGGUUAAAGAGAGAUUAAGUAAGGUGUGGAGAAGUGCAUUAUGUCCUGGUCUCUUGACUUGGUGCCUCUUCCCCCAUGUGCACUGUUUGGAGGUCCACCCCUCAGCGGACUUCUAUGCACCGUCCUACUCCUCUUCCUCUGGUACUGCUACCGUGUAGGGUCCGACCCACCAUCCCAUAACGGAAUGCACAAAACCAGCUCCGCCCGCACUUCGUUUUCUCGGUCAUCCAGCCGAUCGCCUGUUGACCCUGGGCACUCUGUCCCUAAAACAAUUACCAUGGAAACAGUGGAGGAAGAGGAGGGGCCCGAGAGCUACCUGACACCUGUGUUGAGCCAUGCUCUUUUCCCCACUGAAGCUGCAGCAGAAAGCAAAAAGUUGUAUAGAGCCCUACAGGAGUAUGCAAAACGCUACAGUUGGGCCGGCAUGGGACGCAUUCACAAAGGCCUACGUAAUCAGGCCAGAAUCAAUGAUCGCCCAUCUAUUCAGAAGCCUCAUCUCUUCUACCUCCCAGAUGUUCCCAGCAUUCCCUUCUUUCCCAGGGAUGCUCAUCGUCAUGACAUUGAAGUUCUGGAGGCCAGCUAUCCAAUAAUCCUCGCUGAGUUCCAAGCAGUGUACCAGAGAGGAAUUGAUACAAAGUUCGGGUGGACUUACCAAGGACCAAAAGGCCAGGCUGUGUUUCCUCUGUAUAAUGCCGGAGUGUGUGUUGCCGGUAACUGCCGUGCAUGUCCGUAUACAUACCGAACGCUCCUCUCUCUUAGAACCUUCAUCAGUAGUAACUCUCUGGGGUCUGCUGGCUUUUGGAUCCUCGUCCCUGGUGCAACACUGGGAGGGGCUUAUGGGCCUACAAACACUCGUCUUCGCUGCCAACUUGGUCUUCAAACACCUGCUCAGUGUGAGCUGGUGGUGGGUGGGGAGCCACAAUGUUGGUCAGAGGGACACUGCCUCCUAGUCGAUGACUCCUUCCUGCACACAGUCUCACACAAUGGAGGAGUUGAAGACGGUCCUAGGGUCAUUUUUAGCAUGGACCUCUGGCAUCCUAAUGUGGCUGCAGCAGAGAGGCAGGCAUUAGACUACAUCUUCGCCCCUGAGCAGUAGUUACAACUUUAUUUCCCAGGAUGCACCAAUCGAACCCUCUCUCACAUGUAAAAUGCCAAAAUAUGCUUCUAAUUUGCGAAACUUUUUUUAGUUUAGUUACAGGCAACACUGUGAAUUUGCACCAUUCAAGGGUCCCGAUGCAGCAGUUUGCAAAAUCAACAUACAACCAGGAAUACAGAUAAUAGACAGCUUAUAGACCAUGUUGUGCUCUGUAAUUCUGAGCACGCAGAGAUACUGUGAUGAAACACAAACAGUUUUUAUACAUCAUAUCAUAUCUGACCUGUGCCUGUCUGGAAAAUUCUGCACUCGUGUUACGUGAUUUUUGUGCCUGAUGUUUCUUUUCCUAUCUUGACAUCUCUGAUGUAUACUGUGAUGUUAUACUGUACAAGUGUGAAGUUGUUUUAUUACAUCAGAUGGUGAUUUAUUUUCAGACACAUGAAGCACACACUAAAGACUAUAUUGUAUAAGACCGGAUUACUUGCAUGCUUGUCACCAACAAUGCAUUUAAUGACUAUUCUGCAAUAUAAGUGUGUU